AUGCAGCAAGCCCUCCUCAACUCAUCCCCCCCCCCCACAGAGCUCGCCCCCGUCGACCCGAGCUCGGCUGAAGAGAAAGCGAGCUCCUGCCGCGAGUUGCUCCUGGCCGCCGAGUACCUCGAAAGCAAGACUUCCACCGAGGGGCUGACCGCCCGCAUCGACAAAGCCGUCGCCUCCGGUGCCGACGCCCUCUCCGCCACCGACGCCCUCGCCGACGCCUUCCUCGUCGCCCUAGAUCUGCCCAUCGAUGACUUCGACUCGCUCGAGGGCUGCAUGCAGGUCGUCCUCAUGUGGCUGAAGAAGGAGUGCGCCAUGAACUCGCAGCUCGUGCACAAGAUUAGCGACGGCCUCUGCAAAGGGGUGAAGCCCGUGCCGGAGGGCGGUAAGAGCCAGGACCCGCGCGAUCAGCUGAGACUCAAGUGCAUGGCCCUGCUGUACAACUCCGUCAGCGAGGACAACGUCGACGAGCGCUUUUCUCUGCUUGUCUCCACCAUUUCGCUCGCCACAAAAAUCCGCAUGGUCUCCAAGAUCGUCGACACCGUCCUGCCGAAGAUCGACGCCUUCAUGCGUCAGUGGGACCGCGACGUGCCGGAGAAGCGCCUCAUGUACAAGGUCUCCUACGAGGCUCUACGCUCGGAUCACCGCAUGGAGCAGGCGUUUGCUUUUAACGUCAAGCAUCUCGAGCUUUACAACGGCGCCGCGGAGGAGGAGUUCCUGUCCGUUGAGGACGCCACCAUCGAUGUUAUCGUGCAGGCCGUGCGUCUGGAGAAACUGUACCGCUUUGAUACCCUGCUAGAACUUGACGCCGUCAAGCGCUUCGGGAGACUGCAAGCCGAUCACAAGCUUUUGUUCGAGCUCAUCAGCAUAUUUGUCCGCCAUGACCUUGCCGUGUUUACUGACUUUCGCGCAAAGAAUGAGGCCCUACUUGCAAAGUAUGAGAUUGACGUUGCCGUCGCGGAGAAGAAGAUGCGCUUGCUAACAUUUGCGUCGCUGGGCAUCGACUCGCAGGAUCUCACCUACGGCAUGAUUGCGAAGGCGCUGCAAAUCUCAGAGGACGAGGUGGAGGAUUGGGUUAUUCGCGCUAUUGGCUCGGGCUUGGUUGACGCCAAGAUUAACCAGCUCACAUCCUCCGUUUCCAUCUAUCGCUCCACGCAGAGAAUGUUCACAAGGGAGGAGUGGCAGCCGCUGUCGGAGAGAAUUAAUAUUUGGAAAGAGAAUAUUGGGGACUUGCUGGCAAAUCUCAGGGAGACAAGGCAGUCCUCUACUACAGCAGCAGUUGAAGCUUUUUCAGGAUAG
Chondrus crispus (carragheen) is the source of this 1296-nucleotide messenger RNA. Its product is annotated as Translation initiation factor eIF3, subunit M. The record is from RefSeq and is a predicted model, not a curated record. Gene Ontology annotation, biological process: cytoplasmic translational initiation. Gene Ontology annotation, molecular function: translation initiation factor activity. Gene Ontology annotation, cellular component: cytoplasm; eukaryotic translation initiation factor 3 complex. NCBI's taxonomy places the organism in Eukaryota, Rhodophyta, Florideophyceae, Gigartinales, Gigartinaceae. The transcript has a single exon. The coding region runs from base 1 to 1296 and encodes 431 amino acids.